Molecule: messenger RNA, 4074 nt
Organism: Dermacentor andersoni
Lineage: Eukaryota; Metazoa; Arthropoda; Arachnida; Ixodida; Ixodidae
Biological process (GO): proteolysis
Molecular function (GO): metallocarboxypeptidase activity; zinc ion binding
Source: RefSeq, a predicted model, not a curated record
CAGUUACAAGCUGUUUACCGUUUACAUCGGUAAUGACACUACAACCUUGGAUGUCAUCAGCGCACUCAGAGAAAAUAUGGAGGUUGACUUUUGGAGUGCGCCCACACUGAAUCGCAAUGUGAGCAUCCUGAUUCCUCCGGGACUGAUUGAAAAAGUACAAAAUAUACUCAAGAAUGCUGGCAUAGAGUACCACAUCAUCACGGACGACAUACAACGGUGGAUAGACAGAGAAGAGGAAGAAAAUCAACCUGGUGUUUUUUUAGAACAGAGAGAUAUAACACACUACGCUUUUGACAAAUAUCACCGUGUCGAAGAGAUAACAGGGUACUUGGACCUCUUGGCACAAAAGCACAGCCACAUUGCCACAGUGAGAAAUAUCGGAAUGACCCAGGAAGGAAGGCCGAUCAAAGGAGUGAUUCUGAGCACCGGAAGUAACCGGCCGGUCCUUUGGUUCGACGGUGGAAUCCACGCGCGCGAAUGGGUAUCACCGGCGUCGCUGCUUUACUUUCUGCACAAAAUGACAACGGGCUAUGGUUCAGACAGCACCAUCACGACGAUUUUGCAGACCUUCGACUUCUACAUCUUCCCCGUCGUUAAUCCCGACGGAUAUGCGUAUACUUUCACGUCGGAUCGCCUUUGGAGAAAAAACAGAUCUGGUGGUAGGCGAGGAUGCAGAGGUGUCGAUCCGAACAGGAACUUUGCUUCAGCUUUCGGAGGGGCUGGAACAAGCGGUCAUCCGUGCUCAGAUAUCUAUCGAGGCGGGCAGGCAUUUUCUGAGGCUGAAAGUCGUGCCAUACGUGACGCCAUUCUCGAGCUAGGAUCUCGAAUCAAAGGGUAUGUCACAGUCCACUCGUACAGUCAACUCAUCAUGGUGCCGUAUGGGCACGGCCGUGGCACCUAUACCAGGGAUUACGCCGACCAGAUGUCAGCAGCACGCGCUGUCUCCAGAGCUAUACAGGUCCGUUCUGGUGUAUAUUACCAAGUGGGAACCAUUUCAAGCCUUCUAGGCUCUGCAGCUGGGUCGUCUAGCGAUUGGGUCUACGACGGCGCAAAAAUCAAAUACUCCAUAGCUGUCGAAUUGAGAGACAAGGGACGCUACGGCUUUUUAUUGCCGAAUUUCCUCAUUGUGCCAACAGCAGACGAAGCAUCGGAGGGCUUCAAAGCUUUCGCCAAGUUCAUCGCAAGAAGGGAGCUCAACAAGUCCAUUCGGCGAAAGAACCUGUCCGCGGGCGGAAUCUUGACCGUGCCGCUCACUCUGCGGGACCUCCUCGUGCACCCAGACGUCUACGUCGGUGCAUCGGUCGCCCACAGCAGCAGUCGGAGGAGCAGCGUAGUUCCAGUUCAUCGCCGCCCGGAAGCCAGGAUGUACCGUGGUAGCACUUGCGGUCUGCUGUCGUGGACACUGUUUGCCAUCUUCAGCGCCUGCAAUGCGAGAGUCAGCUUCCAAGGGCACAAGCUCGUAAGAGCCUAUCUAAACUCAAUGUCCUCCGUCGAGUUGCUUCGAGACCUGCAGACGAACAACACUCAUCUGGACUUCUGGGACGAGCCUGUCUCACCCGAUCAGAACGUCACCAUACGCUUGCCUCCAUCGGAAGCUUUUACGUUCGAAAAACGUCUCGAACUUUGCGGAAUACAGUACACUGUUCUCACUGAGAAUUUGCAAGAGUGGAUUGAUCGGGAAAGAAAUGAUAAUCAAAGAGAUGGAGAUCUUUACCCUAGGGACGCUGAUAGCUUCCGUAUUGACAUGUACCAUACUCUAGACGAGAUAUACGGAUUCCUGGAUUCAUCUGCCCAAAAGUUUCCCAACCUCGUCAGCCGUGUCACUAUCGGGAAAACAGAAGAUGGAGCUGCGAUUCGUGGAGUUAAGAUCAGCUCCGGGGGCAACUCCAGCCGGCCAGCCAUAUGGAUCGACAGCGGUAUCCACGCCCGCGAAUGGAUCUCCACAGCCUCAGCGCUGUACAUCAUUGACCGCUUGCUGAAGAACUACAAUGACAGCGACGACGUUACAAAAUUGGUUGACACCUUCGAUUGGUACAUAUUUCCUGUCAUUAAUGCGGACGGAUACAAGUACACCUGGACCACUCAUCGGCUGUGGCGAAAGAACAGGGUGAGAAACGUGGGAAGCCUCUGCCGUGGAGUGGACCCGAAUCGAAAUUUUGACGUGCGCUUUGGCCUAGCAGGUUCGAGCGCCAACCCCUGCGCGGAAAACUUCGCCGGCACGUAUCCGUUUUCGGAGCCCGAGAGUCGUGCCAUCAGAGACGGCAUCAACAACCUCAAGGACAGGCUCAAGGCGUAUAUCAACCUGCACUCGUACAGCCAAAUGGUUAUGAUACCAUACGGCUACUCCAAAGGAUACACCAGCGACUACAAGUCCCAGUACGAGGCUUUGGAGAAGUUGGUGACUGCCAUCAGAAAGCGGAACAGCGCCUUUUAUCGCCACGGCACAGCAGGACAGACGUUGUACAUCACGUCGGGUGCAGCGCUGGACUGGGUAUAUGACAAGGCUAAGGUGAAGCACACGUUCGUCGUCGAGUUGCGCGACCGUGGCCUGUUCGGCUUCAUCCUGCCGCGCGAGUUCAUCACGCCGACGGGAGACGAGCUUUUCAGUGGUGUGAAGGCCCUCGCCUUCCACAUCAUCAAGGCCGAACUGAAAUCCCGAUGAAAGCACGCUCCCGAUACUGUCACAGGUGUCGGUCUGCAGGCAGACCGCCCUACUGCCCGCGCUUUUUGCGCCUCCAGUUCUCAACUAUUGCAGAAAAAUUCAAACUAUGCAGAAACUGUACGAUGACGCUGUCGAAAAUUUAGAGCGCACCUGCGCAUGCGCAGUUCAGACAGCAAGUUGCGAAGGAAACCUUAAGCCUAUCACAUCGACGAGCAGUUGGCCGUUCAAUUAAAAGGGAGAAACAAAAAGAGAGUGAAGAUAUGUUCUGAAAGGCAGCGAGGUCGGCCUGAACUAGCUUGCCCUGUCUUGUGGCUCUGCACUGGGGCAUGGGGACGGGAAAGGAAAGCAGUUGUCACGAUAGAGAGAGGGAAGUGCGCACAUAUAACUCCGCCAUAGGCGGCAUUUUCCUGAGCCCAGUCCAAUGUCGACAAUGUGUGGUAAUAAUUUUGCAGGAAGCUUGGUUAACUGCCUUACUUCGAGUGUUUUUAGGAAAGAAGUGCGGAGCGUGAAACAUUAAAAUCGUUGACCUAUAAGAAUAUCGACGGUUGGGAAAAACUUCUCACACGUAAUAACUGCACGACGCAGCGGCGAUGGACGAGACAUAGGCAGUUCGACUUUGUUGGUGAUGGACAGACAGCUGUAAAAUUAAUCGCAUACUCGGUGUCAUACACUGCUUUUGUUUUGUUAUGUUUCGGUUGCAGCAAAUAGCAGCUGGCAGCUGCGCCUGGCAGGUAUGCCUGAGAUGCGGGGAAGGCGUUGGUCUGCCCAUUCUGUGUGGUAUAGCUGAUAUUCCUGCAUCCCGUGCCUUCAUUUCAAUGUAACGUGUACAAUUACAUUCGCGUGAACGUAAAUUGAGCACUGUCCGUCUGGCAUAAUCCGGACUGCGAACAAUUGUUCAACAUUGCAAUUUCUUGGUUUGAUCCAGCAACCUAAAACGAAAUUCGUCCCGCCAGAACACGUUCUCUGAGUGUCCAGAAUAUACCCAUAAUAUCAAGUGUGGCACUGCAUUUUUUAAAAUUUCGAUCCAUAGCAAAUGGUGUACUUCUAUUUUUGUCGAUGACAUCACUAUGACCUACGCAGUAAGACAACAUUGGCAACAUUAAGCAUAAGUGCACAGUGAUGUUGUUUGAACUUAUUGUUUCAUUUUUAAAUAGAUCUCGCCACAAAGAAAUGUAAUGCAGCAGCUGUUUGUACUAUUCAGUGGCCUCCCGACCUCUUUAAGUUGACAGUCAUGAUUCAUUUAAAUUAUUCAGAUCUCAACUGAUCACUGAAUGUGCUAUUCCUAUAUCACGUUUGAAUGUCGGCAUGAAUUUGUAGCAGCUGUUUCAAAGGUGGAUUUUCCAUCCAUUUUGCUUCCUAUUUUGCCCGACAUUUCUACACAUUAUAAAGAAGAUAAAGAAUAUUGAGUGUCA